CAAGCUUAAAACAUUGGUGGUUAUGGUUUGUGCAGAAUUCACAAAUCCAUAUGGAAUAAGGACUACAAGAGGGGUUAGUUCUCAAGCUUCGUCAGAUAGGUUGUCCCAAUUUGGUACGGCUCGUGAUUACCAUGAGUUUGAUCUGCAAAAUGACCUAAACUGGUACAGAGAGAGAGAUGAAGACUACGCUAUGCCACCUUCCUUUGACAACUCGGAUCCCUUUAGUGGUCCAACCGAGGACAAAUUUGUCAUGACAGCAGAAAAAGAAAACCAAGAUGAGAACCGCCAACCAUUUUUUGAUCCUAUAUUAGACCCUUUUGAACAAACCAUCUAUCUGGAUAAACCAUGGCCUCUGACUUCUAUUGGGUAUGUAAAAGAUGGUGUUAAAGUCACUGAUUAUUAUGAUUUAGACGGGAAGUGCGUUGAGCAGGACCUAAAUGGUGCCACCAUGUAUAGCUCUUUAAAAGGAAUUGAGUUGAAAGAUUCUCAAGAAAAUAACACAGGGUGUAAAUCAGAUGUAUGUAGUUCCUGUCUCAAAGAAAAUAAAAGAAGUUGCGAUUGUAAUCUUGUUGGGGGAUCUAAGAAUACCCAUGAAUCUCAAAUUCAGGAGGGUCAGAAAGAUGUCGAUUUUAAUGUGAAUAGUGAUUCUGAGGAUGGCUACAAAAGAAAUCUUGAUGAAGAUCGUGAGCAUGCUGCUGAACUCAAAGGAGGUGAUGCGGAUGCCACAAAUGAUGAGCUUUUGAUGUAUGCAAAUGAAGAUGAAUAUGAAGUAUUUGAGUUAAGAAUUAUACACAGGAAAAACCGGACGGGUUUUGAAGAGAAUAAGGAUCUACCCAUUGUUUUGAACAGUGUGAUCGGCUCCCGAUACUGUGUUACAGAGUAUCUUGGUUCAGCUGCGUUCAGUAAAGUUGUUCAGGCACAUGAUCUCCAGAUGGGAACUGAUGUUUGUUUGAAGAUCAUAAAGAACGAUAAAGAUUUCUUUGACCAAAGUUUAGAUGAAAUCAAGCUUUUGAAGUUUGUAAACAAGUAUGAUCCGGCAGAUGAGCGCCACAUUUUACGCCUUUAUGAUUAUUUCUAUUUUCAGGAACAUCUUAUAAUCGUGUGCGAACUUUUACGUGCGAAUUUAUAUGAGUAUCAGAAAUACAACAAAGAAUGUGGCGGGGAGCCUUAUUUUACAUUGAACAGGCUUCAGGUGAUAACAAAGCAAUGUUUGGAAGCAUUAGAGUACUUACAUGAGUUGGGUAUAAUUCAUUGUGAUUUGAAGCCCGAGAAUAUUCUUAUCAAAAGCUAUAGCAGAUGCGAGAUCAAGAUUAUCGAUCUUGGAAGCAGCUGCUUUCAAAACGACAACUUGUCGCUAUACGUGCAAUCUCGAUCUUAUAGAGCUCCUGAAGUCAUCAUCGGACUUCCAUAUGACCAAAAGAUUGACCUUUGGUCUCUUGGUUGCAUCUUAGCCGAGCUAUAUUCGGGUGAUGUUCUAUUUCCGAAUGAUGCAGUUGUGAUUUUACUUGCUCGAGUGAUUGGAAUGCUCGGUCCAAUUGAUACCGAGAUGUUGGAGAGUGGCCAAGAAACGGACAAGUAUUUCACGAAAGAUUUUGAUCUUUAUCACAUAAAUGAGGAAACAGAUAAACUGGAAUACAUAAUCCCACAAGAAACAUCACUGGAAGAACACCUUCAAACAUCUGAUCCAUUAUUUCUUGAUUUUGUGAGGAAUUUGCUCGAGAUUAAUCCCCAGAAAAGGCCAACGGCUAGUGAAGCCUUGCAACACCCAUGGCUCUCUUCACCUGUCCGUCGCCAGCGCCAGGCAAGCAAAUUUAAAUCUUGAUCCAUGACCGUUGAUUCACUUUAGGUUCACCUGGCUGGCAGACUGCACCAAUGUGGUUCAUGUAAUCUUGACCCUCCCGGUCAGCCAGCUUGGUCCACACCCCGGUGAGCCACAUGGGUAGUCACGGUUAAGGUUCACCUAGCAGCCUGGACCGAUAUGGUUUGUGUAAAUCUUGAUCGAAGUUGGCAUCAGCACAUUGAUGGUCACGUGUUUAUUUAAUUAUCGACUCAAAAUUUAGUAUCUUUUUUGGGGGUGAGGUGAAGAUGCAUUUUGAUUUGAUUCUGUUUGUAAUUCCUUGAGUCCCAUAUGUACACAUUUCAAAGUUUU
Molecule: messenger RNA, 2149 nt
Organism: Cynara cardunculus var. scolymus (artichoke)
Lineage: Eukaryota; Viridiplantae; Streptophyta; Magnoliopsida; Asterales; Asteraceae
Product: dual specificity tyrosine-phosphorylation-regulated kinase 4-like
Exons: 6
Coding region: 23-1822 (599 amino acids)
Biological process (GO): peptidyl-serine phosphorylation; peptidyl-threonine phosphorylation
Cellular component (GO): cytoplasm
Molecular function (GO): ATP binding; protein serine/threonine kinase activity; protein tyrosine kinase activity
Source: RefSeq, a predicted model, not a curated record